Molecule: messenger RNA, 2831 nt
Organism: Phymastichus coffea
Lineage: Eukaryota; Metazoa; Arthropoda; Insecta; Hymenoptera; Eulophidae
Exons: 8
Coding region: 271-2427 (718 amino acids)
Cellular component (GO): nucleus
Source: RefSeq, a predicted model, not a curated record
CACUAAUUAAUAGCAAAAUAAGGUGACAUUAUUCAAAUAGUGAGUGAAAAAUAACUGGAUUCCAUGUUCGUUAUACAAUUUUCAAAUUAAAGUAAAACGUUUAUGAAGGUUAGGUUCAUUGUUUACAAUUUUGUAUUCUAUUUCGAUUGUCUUUUUAGUUAUCGAAAAUUGACAUUUUAUAUUACAAGUCAGUUUUUUAUUUUAAUACUAAUUUACUCAUCGAAAGCCUAAAUUAAAAUAUGUGGACAUUUGAUAAGAAUACGUAAAAUAAUGUCGGCCAUAACAAGUGAAGAAAAAUUCCGAUCUAUCUUAGCUGAUCUAGGAAAAGCUACUUUGAGAGGUGUAAGAAAAUGUCCAAAGUGCGGCACAUACAAUGGUUCAAGAGGUACCUGUUGUAAAAAUAAAUUCUGUGAUGCGGUAUUCAAAGAACCUGGAGAAAAACGUAAAUUAUCAACAGAAGCUUGCAGGCUCAUUACUGGGUCAACAGCACAAGUGUUUUCUGUUAGAGUGAGGGAUAAAGGACCAGAUCAUAGAGGAUUUGUUCAGUUAUCUUUAGUCAAUAUAAGUGCUAAUAAUGAUUCAAAUAUUUCAGUCCCCCAAAGUACAGCUCUUUGUUUUGUUGAUAACUGUGAGAAAAGCUUUAAUAAUAGAGUUCUACAGUGUCAUGAAAAAGAUAUAUCAGAGUCUUCAAUGUCAGCUUGUCAACAUAUUCAAGCAGCUCUACGUUGUUAUGCAGAAGCUCAGCCACUGACUCUACGAAAUUCAGUACUAUCUUCACUGAUUGUAAAUAAUGAAACCAAGCAAGAGAUUUGGCUACUCGCUACAGAAACUCCAGGACCACUAGUCCAAAGAGUAUCAAAGAAUAUAAUGGCUGUGAAAUGUAAAGCUUCUCCAAAGCAUCCUGUUGGUUACUUGCAUUUUUCUUUUUUUACAACCAAAUUCAAAGAGAAACUUGAGCACAAAUUUUUCUGCAGUAAUUCAUUAUUCAAGUUUUCCACAAAAUUAGAUGAUAAGACUAAUGCCUGUACUGUCAAUCGCUGUAUACAUUUUUAUGCUUGUAUAUGUGCUUUUGCAAGUGAUCCAAAGUUAGCAGUGGAAUUCCAAUAUUAUAUGAAUUUAGCUCAAACAAACAACUUUCAUCGCGAGUCUCUUGAUUUUGAACUUAAUUCAAAUGAAACUGAUAAAUUUAUAGAAAUGGAUGUUUCAGAUUUGGAUAAUUUGUCUGACGAUGCACAUUUAUUAAUUUUUCGAGACGAUUCUUUAACAAUUCAAAAUUUACAAAGUAAUAGAAUAGAUAUUGAUAGUAUAAAUAUAGAUCCACUAUUAUUAGCAGGGAACAUAGAUAUAAUCAAAGACCAAGAACAAAACUUGUCAGAUGAUAUAAAUAUAAUUUCAGAGGUGCAUAAUUUAGAAGUAAAAGACCAGAACGCAGUUUUUGAUGGUAGUACCAUUAAGAUAAUUCCAGAUCCCUUGUUGAUUAAUUCCAGUUUUGGAAAUAACCUUCAUUGUCCACAAUUCAUUCAAGACACUAUUAAGCCACUCAAUGGCACUGUGAAAAUCUUAGAUCAUAACAUAGUAUUAGAUACAAAUAGUAUUAAGUUUCUAGAAUCUAAUUCGGUACCUGUGAUAAAUAACAAGAGUGAUACGUCAUGUCAUACAGCGUCAACGAUAAGAAAAUCUAUGAAACGAAAACGCGAAGGCAAUAAGAAUCCAUCAGUUGUACUAAAUCCAAAUGCAUUUGAAAUAAGAAAAGUAAAGACGAAAUCAUUGCAAUCUACGAAAACUAAGUAUCCCACAGCAUGUGAAAAUAUUGAUGAAUCUAACACAAACUUGUCAUUCAUUAGAUGGCUUUCAUCGAUAACGGAGCGUAUAAAUCAAACGAUGCAUUUUCAGUUUGACGGCAAACCCGAACCUCUAGUCUUUCACGUUCCCCAUACAUUCUUUGAAUGUCUACGUGAACGAAUAUCCUGUGGUGGUAAAAAAAAACGACUACCUAACUCCACUACCGCUUUUGUUAGAAAAGACUGUGUACCGCUAGGUACAUUUACGAAGUAUACUUGGCACAUCACUAAUAUUUUACACGUGAAAACUAUCUUUGAGACGCCACUUAUUCCGUUGGAAAUUACAAGGAGCUUUUUACAGAAUGCUGAUGGUACUUACGAAGUUUACAAAAGAGAAGAGACGGAUAUUGAUAAAUUUAAGAAAACGAGUAACAAUCCACUUAUCAAACCAAUGGAGCUGAAGACUUAUUUAAAAGUUGGAAACAUGUCACCUAAUCAAAUACACCCGACGCCGUUUUUGAUAGAAUGGAUACCAGAUAUUUUACCGAUUUCUAAAAUCGGCGAGUUAAGAAUAAGAUUCGAAUUUGGACAUACAAAAAAUGAACCAUUGCAAAAGUAUCAGAAAACACCUACGAUAAAGAAUUAGUUGUUUGUAGUUUCAAACUAUCAGUUGUCUUUGAUAAAUAUUUGUUAUUUUUUAAAGUACUAAAAGUACUAUUUAAUUCUCAGAAUUAUGUAUAUUUAUUACGAAAAUUUUUGAAAUGCAAGUUAUUAAGUUUUAACAUAAUUUCCUCCAAUGUUUACCAAUGGAAAUGAAAUAUUAGUUUUCUAAAACUAAUCAUAAGUUCUUGAUGAAAAGAAAUGUUUACUUAUCUUGAAAAGAUUUUUUUUUCUAUUGAUUACGACUAAUACCCCCGUUCUUAGUCAAAGUAACGAUCUGAUUUAUGUUAAAAACUGUCCGCUAUGUGUAUAAAACAUGUAAAAUAAAUUGUGUCUAGUAGAAGAGAAUUGUUAAAUAUUUUCAUAUGAUGAAGCCAAGAGUGGGAAUAA